Messenger RNA from Mobula hypostoma (lesser devil ray), 513 nucleotides. Its product is annotated as jupiter microtubule associated homolog 2-like. NCBI's taxonomy places the organism in Eukaryota, Metazoa, Chordata, Chondrichthyes, Myliobatiformes, Myliobatidae. Gene Ontology annotation, cellular component: nucleus. The transcript has a single exon. Bases 1 to 513 code for a protein of 170 amino acids. The record is from RefSeq and is a predicted model, not a curated record.
AUGAGCAAGACAACCACCAACCAAGACCUGGACUCCAAGGAUCGCAGCAGUUCCAGGGUGAUGCAGCCUCCAGGUGGUGAAUCCAGUAUCUCAUUGGGGCUGGAGGAAAAUGCCAAACCAGUGCAUUCCCGUCCAAGCAAAACCGCAUCCAAUAUCUUUGGGCCACCAUUGCAAAAUCAACCUGUGGCUAGAAGAAGGAACCCGCCAGGUGGAAAAAGUAGUGGUAUCUUUGAAGCAGCUACCACUGAAACACCUGAUCGAAAGCAACGGAGAAAUCCUCCUGGUGGCAAGGCAAGUGGCAUCUUUGACAUUGUGGAAAUACCUCCCAAAACUCCGGAUAUCGCAACUGGGAAAGGUGAAAAUAGCUCAGGUUCCUCCGAAACUGAAAACCAAAUGGAAGCCCAGGGAAAGAAAGGAGAGUGUGUGCCUGGGCCAGUAGAGUCUGCUCAAACUGAACCAGUAAGGCGCAAGAGAGUCCCACCUGGUGGAUGGUCUACCAUUGUGCUGGGGUAA